AUGAGCAGCGAGCAGGUGAGAGGGCGCCCCUCGCUUCGCUCCCCGCCGUCUCCUCCACUUUGCGGACUAAAGCUGACACUUGGUCCCCGGGACACCGCAGCGAGGCUGGGGCAAAGGAGUGAGCAUUCUCAGAACCUGAGAGCUGAGAUGUGGAGGGACCCAGUCACUAAUGAGGAGAAGGAGAAGCUAGGCAAAUACAUCUCAGCUUCCCUCAGGUCAAGCUCGUCAACCUCCUUCAAGUACCUGGAGAAGUCAUCUGGCAAAGAAAAACCCAAGACUCCCGUGAGAUAUUUACAACAGUUGUCCAUGGAUAAAGCACCCAGCAAAGAAAAACACAAAGCACCAGAAAGAAUUUUACCACAGUUGCCUUCGGUGAGUACAAAACCCCAGUGGCAGCAGGCGGCACCGUCUUUCCAUUUGAAAUUAAGCCAGAAUGAACAAGUUCCAGAACAGUUCAGAGUUAAAAAUGAACAGUCCUAUGCUGAAUACAUGGAGAGCUUUGGAAAAAAAAGCAAAGUGCCGGACCAAACUGAUAGUUAUGCUGGACCAUCUACUUCCAAAUCGAGAGGCAAAGCUUUACAUAAAGAACGAGAAAACUUUAGAAGCGCCCUUGUUAAUGUUAUUAUGCAACAAGAUGAUGUCUUAGAUACAAGUCCCAGUGAAAUGGCAAUUUCCAAGGCCACUUCUGCAAUAGAGAAAGACAUUCUGAGAUACUACUAUUAUAUUCACCAUGGAAUUGAUACAGACCAUAUAGCCCCAAUGGAAGACUCUUGGCUAGAACAUGUGUUGAAUUUAGUCCCCAAACAUCUGAAGGUCCUCUCUGACAGCAUACACACACUAUCUGAAGAAGUGAGAGAAGAUUAUCUUCUUAGUGUGAAAAAAUCCAUCGUUGAUUUUGUUUUAAAAGAUCCUAGAGAGAAAGAAGAAGAUAAGAAGACAGAUGAACUCCCCCCUCAUCGUGCGGAAUUGGAAAUUCUGCCAAAACCAUGGAGGAAAUCUUUUUUAUCUACAAGGAGUUAUAUUAGGGAUCAUUUGAAUGCCAUGAACCCUACAAUGCUGGCUGUGUUAGACUUGUGGCACAGCACUUUUAAAAAGUUGCGAUUAGUUGAUAAAGAAGAAUUUCACAAUUGCCAAGAGGCACUAGAGCUGCCGGCUUUUCAGAACAUUGUCAUGAAACACAUGCAGUCUGCCAGAGAUGUUCUCCUUAAAACGUGGCUUCCAGAGGUGCAGAAUAUUUAUUACCAAGGUAGUAAAAAAAAGCAGUUGCCAACUGGUGACAGCAGUGCCAAAUUGGAGUCUUUUUUCAACUGCGCUGCUACGCUUAUGACUUUACAGCUGCAGGAACUCACUUUGGUCUCCAUGCAAGAUUUCACAGACUUAAUUGCACAACCCCAGGAUUCUGUUAGAGCCUUUGAACAUCCAGGCUUCAUCAUGAAACUGAUUCUUGAUGACAACACCAUUAAGUUUGAACCUGAAUUUAAUGACUAUAGAGAUAUCCUUCUAAAUGUUUAUGAUGUUAUGAUUAAGGCUGUGAGUUCUGUGCCAAGAGUUGAGACAAAAUUGUAUCCCAAGUGGGAAAGUAAGUCCAAACGAAUGACCUUGAAGCCAAUAAUUCUGAGUGAAAUAAUAGAGGCUCACAAAGAAAAGAUUAAGGAAGUUAUUGAGAAAGAGAGUGUGGCGCCCAUUGAACACCUCAAACUCUACGACAAAUACGGAUUUUUGGUUACCAGAAAAGCUGAAGAAGAUGUGGAUAAUUUUCUUGCAGAAAAUCAUAGUUAUGAGAAAAUUAUAGCUGAAAUUCGCAAAUACCAACAACUAAUGGAAGAAAUUCAGUACACCUCUAGAAAGACUGUUCGCUUAGGAACCUUUGAAUUGCACUGUGAUGAAUUGAUCAGAGCUUUGGUAAAACGAGCAGAUAUUAUCUGUGGAAAACUUAUAACUAAGAUGUUCAAAGAUCAUCAGGAAGCAAACAUAAGAUUAUGUGAUGAAUUUGAGAGGAUAGCUGAAAAAGCUCUUAGCACUCCUCCAAAUACAGCAGAACUCAUGGAAGUCAAGGCAUACAUUCAGAAAGUGGAGACCACUGACAUGAUUGAAUUGGAACAGAGAUUAGUGGAUUCCAAAAACUGCCUCGCCUUCCUUAUUGAGUGUGCCACCUUCUCUCCAGCAGACAUCAGGCUAAAUAAUAAUGUUUUCCAGUGGUAUGCAAGAAUGGGAGAAAUUUUUGAAGAACACAGGAAAAUUGUUAAAGAGAAAACAGAACAGUACCAAGAAGGUCUUAAGUUACGCUGUGAGCGGUUUCAGGAGGAAUUGGAGAGUUAUUCUAAGCAGGCAGAAGAAUUUUACACCUUUGGGGAUCUUCAGGAUGUACAACGAUACCUGAAAAAGGCCCAAACUCUGAAUGGAAAAUUGGAUGCAGCAGCAGACAAGAUUGAGCAGUUCAAUGUUGAAGAGGAAGCCUUUGGGUGGUUACCAUCAGUAUAUCCUCAACGUAAAAAAAUUCAAGAUGGUUUGAAUCCUUAUCUUCGUCUCUAUGACACUGCUGUUGAGUUUGGCAACAAAUAUCGAGGAUGGACUGAAGGACCAUAUCACAAGGUGAAUCCAGACCAAGUAGAACAAGAUGUUGGAAAUUACUGGAGAGGACUGUAUAAGCUGGAAAAAACCUUCCAUGAUUCUCCAAAUGCAUUGGCAAUGGCAAAAAAAGUGAGAGCAAAGGUGGAAGAUUUCAAGCAGCACCUCCCUCUCAUUCAAGUGAUCUGUAAUCCUGGGUUGCGAGCCAGGCACUGGGAGGCCAUGUCCAACAUUGUUGGUUACCCCUUGAAGCCAACAGAUGAUGCUACUGUCUUCUCUUUUAUAGACAUGAAUCUGGAACCCUAUUUAGAUAAGUUUGAAAAUAUUAGUGAAGCAGCUAGCAAAGAGUAUUCUCUUGAAAAGGCCAUGGACAAGAUGACGAAUGAAUGGGAUGCAAUGGAAUUUGUCGUUCUUCCUUAUCGAGAAACUGGGACAUUUAUUUUGUCAUCAGUUGAUGAAAUCCAGAUAUUGUUGGAUGAUCACAGUAUUAAAACACAAACCAUGCGAGGAUCACCUUUUAUUAAGCCUUAUGAAACACAAAUGAGAGAAUGGGAGAGCAAGCUCCUGUUGCUUCAGGAGAUUCUAGAUGAAUGGCUCAAGGUCCAAGCCACAUGGCUGUAUUUGGAACCUAUUUUCAGUUCUCCAGAUAUCAUGUCUCAAAUGCCUGAGGAAGGCCGGCGGUUUACAGCUGUGGAUAAAACAUGGCGAGAUAUAAUGAAAACUGUUGUGCAAGACAAACGCGUUCUGUCAAUUGUGACUAUUGAUAGAAUGCUGGAAAGGCUGAAAAAGUGCAAUGACCUUCUGGAACUCAUUCUUAAAGGACUCAAUGAGUAUUUGGAAAAGAAACGUCUCUUCUUCCCCAGAUUCUUUUUCUUGUCUAAUGAUGAACUUCUUGAGAUUCUUUCUGAAACUAAAGAUCCCACUAGAGUACAACCUCAUUUGAAGAAAUGUUUUGAAGGAAUUGCAAAGGUUCAGUUUACAGAAACUUUAGACAUCACUCACAUGAAGAGUAGUGAAGGAGAGGAGGUGGAACUGAUAGAGGUUAUUUCAACGUCCAAAGCCAGAGGUCAAGUGGAGAAGUGGCUGGUUGAAUUGGAGAGAAUGAUGAUUAAGUCCAUCCAUAAGGUCAUUGGAGAUGCAAUUCGUGCCUAUAUGAGCAAUGCACGGAUUGAUUGGGUAAGACAUUGGCCUGGGCAGACUGUACUAUGUGUCUCCCAAACUUACUGGACUUCAGAAGUACAAGCAGCUAUUCCAUUGGGACUACAGCAACUUGAGGAAUACUUAAAGAAAUGUAAUGAUCAAAUUGAUGAUAUUGUCACCUUGGUCCGUGGCACGUUGUCCAAGCAGAACCGUGUUACUCUGGGUGCCCUUGUGGUACUUGAUGUCCAUGCUAGAGAUGUCCUUUCAUCACUUGUGAAAAAGAAAAUUAGAGAUGAUUCAGACUUUGAAUGGUUAAGUCAGCUUAGGUACUACUGGCAAGAAAACAAUUUAGAAACAAAAAUGAUCAAUGCUGGUUUACGAUAUGGAUAUGAAUAUCUGGGUAAUUCACCCCGUCUGGUUAUUACUCCACUCACAGAUAGAUGUUACAGAACCUUAUUUGGAGCACUUCACCUGCACCUUGGAGGAGCACCAGAGGGUCCAGCGGGCACAGGAAAAACAGAAACUACCAAAGAUUUAGCAAAAGCUGUAGCCAAACAAUGUGUUGUUUUCAACUGUUCAGAUGGAUUGGAUUAUCUGGCUUUGGGAAAAUUCUUUAAGGGACUGUUAUCUUGUGGAGCCUGGGCUUGCUUUGAUGAGUUUAAUAGAAUUGAUUUGGAAGUACUUUCUGUGGUUGCUCAACAGAUUCUUACUAUCCAAAGAGGAAUUAAUGCAGGUUCUGAAACACUAGUAUUUGAAGGAACUGAACUGAAACUGGACCCCACUUGUGCUGUCUUUAUAACAAUGAAUCCUGGGUAUGCUGGACGAUCAGAACUGCCAGAUAAUCUGAAGGCCCUCUUCCGGACGGUAGCGAUGAUGGUGCCUGACUACGCCAUGAUCGCCGAGAUAGUCCUGUACUCCUGUGGCUUCGUCACUGCCCGACCGCUCUCAGUGAAAAUCGUGGCCACGUACCGCUUGUGUUCCGAGCAGCUGUCAUCACAGCAUCACUACGAUUACGGAAUGAGAGCCGUGAAGUCAGUGCUUACUGCUGCUGGAAAUCUAAAGCUGAAAUAUCCAAAUGAAAAUGAAGAGAUUUUGCUGCUUAGAUCUAUUAUUGAUGUAAAUCUUCCAAAAUUUUUAUCUCAUGAUUUACCACUCUUUGAGGGAAUUACUUCAGAUUUAUUUCCUGGGGUGAAAUUACCGAAACCAGAUUACAAUGAUUUGCUGGCAGCCAUCAAAGACAACUGUGAUUCUAUGAAUUUACAAAUGACAGAUUUCUUUUCUGAGAAGAUUCUUCAAAUAUAUGAAAUGAUGAUUGUGCGCCAUGGCUUUAUGAUUGUUGGUGAACCAUUUGGAGGGAAGACCUGUGCGUAUCGUGUCCUAGCUGGGGCCCUAGAUGAUAUAUGUGAAAAAGGGCUAAUGGAAGAAAACAAAGUUCAGAUCACUGUUUUAAAUCCUAAGUCUGUCACCAUGGGCCAACUAUAUGGACAGUUUGAUUUAGUGUCCCACGAGUGGUCUGACGGCAUCCUGGCUGUCAGUUUUAGAGCAUUUGCUUCUUCAACUACUCCAGAUAGAAAGUGGUUAAUUUUUGAUGGACCAGUAGAUGCAGUAUGGAUUGAGAAUAUGAACACAGUCCUGGAUGACAACAAAAAGCUGUGUCUCAUGAGCGGGGAAAUUAUUCAAAUGUCACCACAGAUGAAUCUUAUUUUUGAACCAAUGGAUUUAGAAGUUGCUUCUCCUGCCACUGUGUCCAGAUGUGGCAUGAUUUAUAUGGAGCCUCACAUGUUAGGAUGGAGACCACUUAUGUUGUCUUGGAUAAAUAUUUUACCUCCUGAAGUUACUACUAUUCAGAAGGAGUUUUUAGUAGGUUUAUUUGACAGAAUGAUACCUGUUUCUGUGGAAUUUAUUAGAAAACAUACAAAGGAAUUAUCCCCUACUUCAAAUACAAACUUAGUCCAAUCCUUAAUGAAUCUAAUAGACUGCUUUAUGGAUGAAUUUGCUGAUGAAAGCAAAGUAAGAGAGAGAAAUGAUCGAGAAACUUACUCUUUACUUGAGGGCAUUUUUUUGUUUUCAUUGAUCUGGUCUGUUGGUGCUUCCUGUAAAGAUGAUGAUCGGUUGAAAUUUAGUAAGAUUCUUCGAGAACUAAUGGAAGGUCCAAUUUCAGAUUUAACUCGAACGAGGUUUAAACUCCUGAGUGGUGCCGAUCAAGUGCCUUGUAAGGCACUAACUGUGCCAUUUCCUGAGAAAGGAACCGUUUAUGAUUAUCAAUUUAUUACUGAGAAUUUUCUUCUAAAUCAGCUCAAUAAGGAAAUCUACAAGCCUCUCCUAAUUAACUUCUCAGCACAAACUACAGCAGCUCAAACCCAGAAUAUUAUCAUGUCAAAGUUGGACAAACGAAGAAAGGGAGUUUUCGGUCCGCCUUUGGGCAAGAAAAUGGUUGUCUUUGUGGACGAUGUCAAUAUGCCUGCUCGAGAGGUGUACGGGGCUCAGCCUCCCAUUGAAUUACUAAGACAGUGGUUAGAUCACUGGAAUUGGUAUGACCUAAAAGAUUGUUCUGUGAUUAAACUAGUGGACAUUCAAAUCAUGUGUGCUAUGGGGCCUCCAGGUGGUGGCCGAAAUCCAAUAACUCCUCGAUAUUUGCGACAUUUCAAUACUAUAACAAUCAAUGAAUUUAGUGAUAAAUCUAUGUAUGCAAUCUUCUCUAGAAUACUAAACUGGCAUUUAAAGAUUUGUUAUAAAUUCCCAGACAGUUUUCUAGAGAUGACCUCACAAAUUGUCAAUGGUACAAUGAGUUUAUAUAAAGAAGCAAUGAAGAAUCUCUUGCCUACUCCAGCCAAAUCACACUACUUGUUCAACCUCCGUGAUUUCUCCCGGGUUGUUCAGGGUGUGUGUUUGUCAAGACCAGAAACAGCAGAAACCAAGGAAGUGAUUAAACGUCUUUGGGUUCAUGAGGUCCUGAGAGUGUAUUAUGAUCGUCUUCUGGAAAAUACAGACCGAAGCUGGCUUGUCAGCUACAUCCAGGAAGUUUUGAAAAAAUAUAUGAAUGAAAAUUUCCAUGAACUCUUCCAAGGACUGGACUUUAAUAAUGAUGGGGUCGUGGAAGAAGAUGACUUACGCAGUUUAAUGUUCUGUGACUUCCACGAUCCCAAGAGAGAGGACACCAACUACAGAGAAGUUGCCAAUGUGGACAACCUUAGAGUGGUAGUUGAAGCUCACCUAGAAGAGUACAAUAAUAUUAGCAAGAAAACCAUGAACCUCGUUUUGUUCCGCUUUGCCAUCGAGCACAUCUGCAGAAUUUCCCGGAUCCUGAAGCAGCCUCGGAGCCAUGCCCUUUUGGUCGGUGUGGGAGGGAGCGGAAGGCAAUCUGUCACCAGAUUAGCAGCCCACAUGGCUGAUUAUUCCGUUUUCCAGGUUGAAAUCUCCAAGGGCUACAGCAGCACUGAGUGGCAUGAAGAUUUAAAAGUGAUCUUAAAGAAGUGUGCUGAAGGUGUAAUGCAGGGUGUCUUCCUGUUUACAGAUACUCAGAUUAAAAAAGAGUCAUUUCUAGAAGACAUCAACAAUUUGCUCAAUGCCGGGGAGGUUCCAAAUCUCUUUGCAUUAGAUGAGAAGCAGGAAAUAUGUGAGAAGAUGCGUCAACUAGAUCGUCAGCGAGAUAAAACUAAACAAACAGAUGGUAGCCCCAUAGCUCUGUUCAACAUGUUCAUUGAUCGCUGCCGUAAUCAACUCCAUGUGGUCCUUGCUAUGAGCCCAAUUGGAGAUGCGUUUCGGAAUCGUCUUAGAAAGUUCCCUGCUCUUGUUAACUGCUGCACAAUCGACUGGUUUCAGUCCUGGCCUGAAGAUGCACUACAGGCUGUUGCCUCACGCUUCUUACAAGACAUUGAAAUGUCAGAGCAAGUCCGAGAUGGCUGUAUCAACAUGUGUAAAAGUUUUCACACUUCGACCAUAAACUUAUCAAAGUCCUUCUAUAUUGAACUCCAGAGAUACAACUAUGUGACUCCUACCUCUUAUCUUGAAUUAAUCUCUACCUUCAAGUUGUUGUUAGAAAAGAAAAGAAGUGAGGUAAUGAAAAUGAAGAAAAGAUAUGAAGUAGGUUUGGAGAAACUGGAUUCUGCUUCAUCUCAAGUAGCCACGAUGCAGACUGAGUUGGAGGCUCUGCAACCUCAAUUAAAAGUUGCUAGCAAGGAGGUUGAUGAAAUGAUGAUUAUUAUUGAGAGGGAGUCUGUGGAAGUUGCCAAAACAGAAAAAAUAGUGAAAGCUGAUGAAACGGUGGCAAAUGAACAAGCUAUGGCUGCCAAAGCCAUCAAAGAUGAAUGUGAUGCUGACCUGGCAGAGGCCUUGCCAAUAUUAGAGUCAGCCCUAAAUGCUCUGGAUACUCUGACUGCUCAGGACAUCACAGUGGUAAAGUCCAUGAAGAGUCCUCCUGCUGGCGUCAAGCUUGUGAUGGAAGCUAUAUGCAUUUUGAAAGGCAUCAAGGCUGAUAAAAUCCCUGACCCAUCAGGCUCAGGGAAAAAAAUAGAAGAUUUCUGGGGUCCAGCUAAGAGACUUCUCGGUGACAUUAGAUUUCUGCAGUCACUUCACGAAUAUGACAAGGAUAAUAUUCCUGCAGCUUAUAUGAAUAUCAUAAGAAAACAAUAUAUUCCAAAUCCUGAUUUUGUUCCAGAGAAGAUUCGAAAUGCUUCCACAGCUGCAGAAGGUCUGUGCAAAUGGGUCAUAGCAAUGGAUUCCUAUGAUAAAGUGGCAAAAAUAGUAGCUCCCAAAAAGAUAAAACUAGCUGCAGCUGAAGGGGAGCUUAAAAUUGCCAUGAAUAGUCUGAAGAAGAAGCAGGCAGCCCUUUAUGAGGUACAGGAGAAACUCACCAAGCUUCAGGACACACUGGAAUUAAAUAAACAAAAGAAGGCUGACUUGGAAAAUCAGGUUGACGUGUGCAGUAAAAAACUAGAGAGAGCCGAGCAAUUGAUUGGAGGCCUUGGAGGUGAGAGAACACGUUGGAGUCAAACAGCCCUGGAGCUGGGAGAGUUGUACGUCAACUUGACAGGCGACAUCCUCAUUUCCUCGGGAGUUGUGGCUUACCUGGGAGCUUUCACAUCUAACUACAGACAGAACCAGACUAAGGAAUGGGCAGAUGAGUGUAAAAAAAUAGAUAUUCCCUGUUCAGAUGAUUACUCUCUCAUGAAUACCCUAGGAGAAGCUGUGACAAUUCGAACUUGGAAUAUUGCUGGCUUACCUUCUGACUCAUUUUCCAUUGAUAAUGGAAUCAUCAUCAUGAAUGCAAGAAGGUGGCCUCUGAUGAUAGAUCCACAAGGUCAGGCUAAUAAAUGGAUCAAAAACAUGGAGAAAACCAAUAAUCUUCAUGUAAUUAAAUUAAAUGAUUCAGACUAUGCAAGAACGUUGGAAAAUUGUAUUCAGUUUGGCACUCCUGUGUUGCUGGAAAAUAUUGGAGAAGAGCUAGACCCUCUUCUGGAACCUCUUCUACUAAAACAGACCUUUAAGCAAGGUGGGAGUGUAUGCAUUCGACUUGGAGACGCUAUCAUUGAAUAUGCACCUGAAUUUCGCUUCUAUAUUACCACCAAGUUGAGAAAUCCUCAUUAUCUUCCUGAAACAUCAGUAAAGGUAACACUGUUGAACUUCAUGAUAACUUCUGAAGGAAUGCAAGAUCAGCUUCUGGGAAUUGUGGUAGCCCGAGAAAGGCCAGACCUUGAAGAAGAAAAGCAAGCUUUAAUAUUACAAGGAGCAGAAAACAAAAGGCAGUUAAAAGAAAUAGAAGACAAGAUUUUAGAAGUUCUUUCAUCUUCAGAAGGCAAUAUAUUGGAAGAUGAAACUGCUAUUAAGAUAUUAUCUUCCUCCAAGGCUUUGGCUGUUGAAAUUUCUCAAAAGCAGGAGGUAGCUGAAGACACAGAGAGAAAGAUUGAUGCUACCCGCUUGGGCUAUCGGCCCAUCGCAGUCCAUUCCACCAUCCUGUUUUUUUCUAUUGCUGAUUUAGCUAACAUCGAGCCGAUGUACCAGUACUCACUGACCUGGUUCAUUAACCUUUUCAUCCUGUCUAUUGAAAAUUCUGAGAAAUCAGACAUUUUAGCAAAAAGACUGCUAAUCCUCAAGGACCACUUUACAUAUUCCCUCUAUAUCAAUGUUUGCCGGUCCCUCUUUGAAAAGGAUAAGCUGCUGUUUUCCUUUUGUCUAACUGUAAAUCUGCAGAUACACGAUCAUGCGAUUAAUAAAAAUGAGUGGAGAUUUCUGCUAACUGGUGGCAUUGGACUGGAUAAUCCUUAUGCUAAUCCUUGUACAUGGCUUCCUCAAAAGUCAUGGGAUGAAAUAUGUCGACUGGAUGAUUUGCCUGCUUUCAAAACUAUUCGUAGGGAGUUCUUGAAUCUGAAGGAUGGAUGGAAAAAUGUCUAUGAUAGCUUGGAACCACACCAUGAGUAUUUCCCUGACAUUUGGGAAGAAAAAGCAAGUGAGUUUCAAAGGAUGCUUAUCAUUCGUUGCUUGAGGCCAGACAAGAUUAUUCCAAUGGUACAAGAAUUUAUAACCAAGAAACUUGGACGCUUGUUCAUUGAACCACCCCCCUUUGACUUAUCCAAGGCAUUUGGGGACAGUAACUGUUGUGCACCACUCAUUUUUGUGCUCUCUCCUGGAGCCGAUCCCAUGGCUGCCCUUCUAAAAUUCGCUGAUGACCAGGGCUAUGGAGGAACAAAACUUAGCUCUCUGUCCCUUGGUCAAGGCCAAGGACCCAUAGCAAUGAAGAUGUUAGAAAAAGGUAUUAAGGAAGGAACAUGGGUUGUUCUUCAGAAUUGCCACCUUGCCACCUCUUGGAUGCCAACCCUCGAGAAAGUUUGUGAGGAGCUCAGCCCAGAAACCACACAUCCAGACUUCCGCAUUUGGCUGACAAGUUACCCAUCUCCAAACUUCCCUGUGUCUGUACUGCAGAACGGAGUGAAAAUGACCAAUGAAGCACCGAAAGGCUUGCGGGCUAACAUCAUUCGGUCGUACCUUAUGGACCCAAUCUCUGACCCCGAGUUCUUUGGCAGCUGCAAAAAGCCUGAGGAAUUCAAGAAAUUGCUCUAUGGUCUCUGCUUUUUUCAUGCCUUGGUGCAAGAGAGACGGAAAUUUGGACCUCUUGGCUGGAAUAUUCCUUAUGAGUUCAAUGAGACAGACCUGAGAAUCAGUGUCCAGCAGCUUCACAUGUUCCUGAACCAGUAUGAGGACCUGCCGUACGAUGCUCUGCGGUACAUGACAGGCGAGUGCAAUUAUGGAGGCAGGGUGACCGAUGACUGGGACCGGCGCACGCUGCGCACCAUCCUAAACAAGUUCUUCAGCACGGAAUUAGUUCAAAAUCCAGACUAUAAGUUUGACUCAAGUGGCAUCUAUUUUGUCCCUCCUUCUGGUGAUCAUAAAAGCUACAUCGAGUACACAAAGACUCUGCCGCUGACUCCAUCCCCGGAGGUGUUUGGGAUGAAUGCCAAUGCCGACAUCACUAAGGAUCAGUCAGAAACUCAGCUGCUUUUCGAUAACAUUCUUCUCACACAGUCUCGUUCAGCAGGAGCUGGUGCAAAAUCAUCAGAUGAAGUAGUAAAUGAAGUGGCUGGGGACAUCUUGGGUAAACUGCCAAACAACUUUGAUGUGGAGGCUGCGAUGAGGAGAUACCCGACAACUUACACCCAGAGCAUGAACACUGUCCUCGUGCAAGAAAUGGGGAGGUUCAAUAAGCUCCUGCAAACUAUAAGAGAGUCAUGCAUCAACAUUCAAAAGGCAAUCAAGGGUCUUGUAGUGAUGUCCACAGAGCUUGAAGAAGUGGUUGGUAGCAUUCUGAAUGUCAAAAUUCCAGGAAUGUGGAUGGGAAAAUCCUACCCAAGCCUUAAGCCACUUGGCAGCUAUGUCAAUGAUUUCCUUGCAAGAUUAAAAUUCUUACAGCAAUGGUAUGAGGUUGGCCCUCCUCCGACCUUCUGGCUUUCUGGCUUCUUCUUCACACAAGCCUUCCUGACUGGUGCCCAGCAGAACUAUGCCAGGAAGUAUACCAUUCCCAUCGAUCUGCUUGGGUUUGACUAUGAAGUGAUGGAAGACAGAGAAUAUAAGAAUGCUCCUGAAGAUGGUGUUUUUAUUUAUGGAUUGUUUCUGGAUGGUGCUUCCUGGAAUAAAAAGACCAAGAAACUUGGAGAAUCUUACCCCAAAAUUCUUUAUGAUACAGUGCCUGUGAUGUGGCUAAAGCCCUGUAAGAGGGCAGAUAUACCCGAACGACCGAGUUACCUUGCUCCACUGUAUAAGACGAGUGAGCGGAGAGGAACAUUAUCCACUACCGGCCAUUCCACCAAUUUCGUGAUCGCCAUGACUCUGCCCUCUGACCAACCCAAGGAGCACUGGAUUGGGCGAGGAGUAGCACUGUUAUGCCAACUCAACGCAUAACGAGAUCUCAUUUCCCCUGUUGCUACUUCGUACAUGGUUGAGUAGGAAAGUACGUUUUACUCUGUAAAUGAUUUUCGCCACUUUUGCUUUAAUUUUACUAGAAUUAAUCUUAACUAUGUAUUUAUUGAUUUAUGUGCAAACACAGCCUGAAUUUUAAAUGAUUCAUAUUUCAGUGUUAAGUAAAUCUUUUAAAAUAAAGACUAAAGAAAA
Molecule: messenger RNA, 12309 nt
Organism: Elephantulus edwardii (Cape elephant shrew)
Lineage: Eukaryota; Metazoa; Chordata; Mammalia; Macroscelidea; Macroscelididae
Gene: DNAH7
Product: dynein, axonemal, heavy chain 7
Exons: 65
Coding region: 1-12099 (4032 amino acids)
Biological process (GO): microtubule-based movement
Cellular component (GO): dynein complex
Molecular function (GO): ATP binding; dynein intermediate chain binding; calcium ion binding
Source: RefSeq, a predicted model, not a curated record